GAGUGCAUCAGAGCCUUAGGUAGAAAUAAACCUCAUACUCCUUUCCGAGCAAGUAAACUCACUCAGGUAUUAAGGGAUUCAUUCAUAGGUGAAAACUCUCGUACCUGCAUGAUUGCCACAAUCUCUCCAGGAAUGGCAUCCUGUGAAAAUACUCUUAAUACAUUAAGAUAUGCAAAUAGAGUAAAGGAGUUUGGAAUUAGUCCAUCAGACAUUCCCUUCUCACAGGGUAGUGGCAGUCGCCCUGAUCUCUCUCCUUCUUAUGAGUAUGACGACUUUUCUCCUUCGAUUACCAGGGUGAAAGAACUGACUGUAGAUACUACUGCUGCUGGUGAUGUCCGUCCAAUAAUGCACCAUCCACCAAACCAGAUUGAUGACUUAGAGACACAGUGGGGUGUGGGGAGUUCCCCUCAAAGAGAUGACCUGAAACUUCUUUGUGAACAAAAUGAAGAAGAGGUUUCUCCACAAUUGUUUACUUUCCAUGAAGCUGUCUCACAAAUGGUAGAAAUGGAAGAACAGGUCGUAGAAGAUCACAGAGCAGUGUUCCAGGAAUCUAUUCGCUGGUUAGAAGAUGAAAAGGCCCUCUUAGAGAUGACUGAAGAAGUUGACUAUGAUGUGGAUUCAUAUGCUACACAACUCGAAGCUAUUCUUGAGCAAAAAAUAGACAUUUUAACUGAACUGCGAGAUAAAGUGAAAUCUUUUCGUGCAGCUCUACAAGAAGAAGAACAAGCCAGCAAGCAAAUUAACCCGAAAAGACCCCGUGCCCUUUAAAUUGGAAUUUAUUGCUAAAGGAUCCCCGAACCCUCACUAGUGUAACAUACAAUGGUUCAGCUGUAAGGGCCAUUUGAAAGUUUAAAAUUCAAGUAUCUGUGAGAAAUGUCCUUCACCUAAAUGACAUUUCAAUUUUGUGAAAAAACUCCUUUGUCUACAAAAUGCUUAUAAUCCAGGAAGUACAACCAAGAAUUGGGAUUAGUGAAGUAUUUUGUUUCAUUUACCCAAAUAGUGAUUUACUUUUGGAGCUCCUUGCCAAUUUUAUUUUCCAUUUGAUUAAAUAAGAUUGUGGACUUGAUCCAGAAGUGGAGGGUAGGAGAAAGCCUCAGCAUUUCCUUUUAACUCAGUUCAAUUUUCAUAGCAAGACUGAGCAGUUUUAAAUACUUUGCGUGCAUGCAUACCUCAUCAGUGAUUGUACAUACCUUGCCACUCCUAGAGACAGCUGUGCUCAUCUUCUUGUGCCUUGACUAAGGCUACUGACCCUAAAUUUCUGAAGCACAGCCAAGAUAAAUUACAUUCCUUAUGUCAUUGUAAAUUACCUUACUGUGUGUACAUUUUUACUGUAUUUGAGACUUUUUGUGUGAUUAGUUAAUUUUGCAGGAUGUGCCAUAUCAUCGAACGGAACUAAAGUCUGUGACAGUGGACAUAGCUGCUGGACCACUCCAACUUACAUGUAAAGAAAUCUGGAAUUAUGAUUUUUAAAACCAUAUAACAUGUGAUUAUAAUUUUCUUAGCAUUUUCUUUGUAAAAAAACUAAAAUAUAAACUAGUUGGUGUAUAAUAAAAAGUAACGAAAUUCUGAGAAGAGUUUUAUCUUAGGAUAAUACAUAUAUGCAGUGUGCGUGCCAGUGUGGUAUUAAAAAAUUUAAUAGUUCAGUUUGAUCCUUACCAAUACCAUUACUUAAGUUGACGUGUUCAUUAGCACCUCAGAAUUUACCUUCUGUAUGUACUGUUGAAGGAAAUUGGCUUCUGAUGCAUGAGCAUAUAUAUGUACAUUGAAAGUAAUUCAUAAUAGAAGUUAGUUUAAAUGAACUGUAGACAGUACAUAACUCCCUUGGAAGAGAAUUAAGCUGAGAAAGAGUUGACAUUGCCUUAAAAGGCAGGUCUCACCUAGCUCCAUCCAGUACCUAAUGUGUGAUGUUUCAAUAUGGUUUAGGGAGAACACUGCAUUCUCAGCAAAAGUCUGGUGGUCUACUCUUUAAAUGACAGCACUGAUUUUUACAAAUUGCUACUCUUAAGAAAGAAAACUGGCCAUUUUUCAUGUAAAUAGUGUGUUUAAAGAUUUAUAUAUCUCUCUAGGAGUAUUCCCUCAGUUCCUAGUCCAGGAGUAGAUUAAUAAAAAAAACUUCCCAAGGAUAUCUUAUUAUUGUUUACUCAAGGGAACUACAAGCUUAUUCAUGAACCAAAGGGAAGCUAUGAAUAGAGAGUCACAUGAGCCAAAUUCUCUACUUCACUGUUUAUAACUCAAGAGGGUAGCUGUCAGAAAUCCUAAUACCAUGGUGAAAAGCUCUGUAAACAUGAAAUCUAUAACAAAUGUAGAUUUUUUUUCACAAUAUGCUUAUUAAUAAAUGAAAUGGAAUGAGUUUAGAGAUAGUUUAAUUCAACACAGACACUUUUGUUUUGGAAGGAACUCAGGUUUUCUUGCAGUUGUAAGAUACACUAUGUUUAUUUCAAAGACAAAAGGAAAAAAAUGGAGAACUGUUUUUAUUGUCCUUACAUAGGCUGUUUAAAAAUGUAGUUUUUAAGACUGACCAAUCUGUAAGGGGCAGUAAAGAUGUGAAAUUUGCUCCCUGUAAGCACAACAGAUUAGCUCUAUCUGCAUUAGGUGGGUACUAUCUUUGAAAGAUCUUUUUUAUAAACAAAUAUGCUGCCUUAAAUACUAUGAUGACUUCAUUCUGAUCAGUAGUCAAGACAUUCAAACAUUAGUACCAGAAAAUAUCUUAGGAAGUAGUAUAAUGUGGUCCUUCAGAUUAACCGAAGGCCAGAAAAAGAGAAUAAAACUCAGCAGCAGCUCACAGGGGAUAGGGAAACAACCUAAGAAAGCUGAAUUAAAUCUUAAAUUUUGUUUUCUGUAAGGAUACAGAUGGUACAAGUGAACUUUGCAAAGUAGUUUUGUGAGAUUUUUAAAAAAAUAUCAAUCCUUAAGUAUAUUUAACAUUCACAUAACA
Castor canadensis (American beaver) is the source of this 2935-nucleotide messenger RNA. The record is from RefSeq and is a predicted model, not a curated record. NCBI's taxonomy places the organism in Eukaryota, Metazoa, Chordata, Mammalia, Rodentia, Castoridae.